AUGGAUGAAGUGCGGGCAUUAUGCGAAAUGUAUGAGUUAAGUGAUGUAACGGAAGAGUCAUUCAAUAUGGUGGAGAAUCCAACGGGCGAAACAAUGCUUCCCGCCCUCGUGUCCACUAUGGCAAAUUUUCGUCCGGUUUAUCAUCCUGUUGAACGGGACUUUACCGGUGUUCCCACGUAUCCGUUGCUCAACCAGUUAACGAUACCGACCUUUCCCCAUACCGACCAACUUGUUUAUCCUGAAUACAUGAUGGUCUAUACGCAGUCAGGGCUGCCGGUAUUUCAGUCGCCAGCCGAAAACGUCAACGAAUACGCCAUGCCCUAUACGGAACCCAAGAUUGAUCAUUCGGAAUCCAAAUACUCGAGCAUACCAUGCCCUGCCGAAAUGUUAAAUGUGGUUGAUCAUCCGUCCGGACCGGGCCCCACGGAACGGACCAUACCGCGAACGCUGCACAUAACCGCACCCCGCCGCGGUCGUCCACCAAAACACGGAACCCAUUCGGGUCCAAUAUUGCUGGUCAACGAGAAAGGUCGUACUAUGCCUAAAGAGAAAGAGAAUCUGCCGUUCGUUAAACUGCAAAAAGGACACUGUGAUCUUCCUUUCACCAGCAUAUCUUCUGCUAAAAUUACUAGAAUCACUGAGGAAGACUACAAUGGUGACUGUGAAGAAAUGGACAUGGAAUUUCCUGAGUUAGACGCAAUGGAUGACGAUGAAAAAGACCGCGAUUAUCCCAAGCCGCCAUAUUCGUACAGUGCGAUGGUCACUAUUGCGUUGAAAAAUAGUAAAAACGGAAGGAUGACAGUGCGAGACAUCUAUAAUUUUAUGUGCAAACAUUAUCCGUACUUCAGAACCGCAUCGGCUGGCUGGAAGAAUUCUGUACGACACAAUUUGUCCUUGAAUCCAGGAUUUCUAAAAAUUUUUACGGAAAGCGGUCCAGCAAAGGCGAGAACGGCUUGUCGCUGGGCUAUAAAUCCGGAUCGUUAUGCCAAGCUGAACGAAGACGUUUUAAAAUGGCAUGCAAAGAACUUGGAACUAAUAAAGCGAAGCAUGAGAGAUCCAGAAUUAUUAAGCAGUUUGGAAAAAGGCUCGGGCGUAGAUUUCCGUCUAGCAGUGCAAGGUGUGACUAUCCAAAAGAAAAAUUUGGGAAACAAUCGUCGAAAAAGUUCAAAAUCGAGUUUAACCGGAAGCGAUGUUACGGAUAAUCCUGACAGUCCCUUCAUGACCUGCGUGGACGAAUUCUUGGAAGCAGCCAAUCCAACAUUUAAAAAGGGUGCCGGGGCAGCUUUUUCACGAGCAACAAGUCAUUUGCGCUCGUAUGGAGAACUGAAUGGCGAGACUGGAUGGGGUAGCGUUCAAUUGCCUGAAUCGUCUACCUGGAAGGUGUCUGAUGAACGUACUGCAACUGUCCACGAAGCGAAAUGACACCUGUUCCGAAUAAAAGAACGAAUACAUAAAGGUCAUUCUGGUCAUCGGGAUAUGGUGUUUCAUCACUGAAAAGGUCAUCAGUGAAGUUUAAAGAUUUAGCAUUAAUGAUACUUCUAUCGAUUGCGAAUAGUUGGUCAAAAACGUCGUCUUGGUUUGUCGGUC
Molecule: messenger RNA, 1587 nt
Organism: Paramacrobiotus metropolitanus
Lineage: Eukaryota; Metazoa; Tardigrada; Eutardigrada; Parachela; Macrobiotidae
Product: forkhead box protein M1-like
Exons: 7
Coding region: 1-1422 (473 amino acids)
Biological process (GO): regulation of transcription by RNA polymerase II
Molecular function (GO): DNA-binding transcription factor activity, RNA polymerase II-specific; transcription cis-regulatory region binding
Source: RefSeq, a predicted model, not a curated record